AUGAAACGCUCCAUCACCCGCCUGCUCUACAUCGCCGCCCCCAUCGGCGCAACAUCACUCAGCGUUGCGCGUAUACUGACAUCUUCGCGGCGCGGGUACCCCCUAUCAGCGCUCGAGACGCGCACUCAACCCUCCAGCAAACGAGACCACAUCGCCCUCGAAGAAGCAUGGGCUCGAUCUAUGCUUGGAAGUUGGUUGCUUCGAGCGGAAGGGUCUAUUGUUGGUCUCUUCACUCGACGGACAUUUAGUCCCGGGGAUAUAGGCGAGCAUGGCUUUAAGACCAGCGACGACGGCAAGCCACAGGAAUUACUUAACGGGGUACUUUAUACACAACGUACCCCUGGAGCCGAUGCUGAUAGCCAAGGGUUAUUGAUUGCUUGGUACAUGGCUGACGAACCACGGCUAUUCUUCGAGAAGAUUGCUCGUUGGGGGUAUCCGUGGCGUUUAAUGACUGGGGGUCGACAUGAGAUGAGUGUCUCGAAGCCGUAUGAUGUCCCUGGUCUGGGUGUGUUCGUGGAUGUGAGGUUUGCGGGGGCACAUGACUAUGAGAUUGUCGAGGAGGAGGGCGUGAGACAGAAGAUUAUUCCCGCUUGGGUGAUGCGGUUGCAUGCGGGUUAUGCGCGGUUGCUGCUUGAUUUAGCAGUUCGGGAAGUGGUGGAUGAGUACGAGAAGGGGAACCGAGGAUUGUCUUGA
Molecule: messenger RNA, 693 nt
Organism: Penicillium daleae
Lineage: Eukaryota; Fungi; Ascomycota; Eurotiomycetes; Eurotiales; Aspergillaceae
Exons: 2
Coding region: 1-693 (230 amino acids)
Source: RefSeq, a predicted model, not a curated record